GUAUAUGCUUUGUUAAGUGAGUCAGCAAACAAUUUUUUACCCAAAAAAAAAACAAACUAAGCCAUCCGAUCACAGGCUCCUCGUCUCCUUCCGUCCAAACACGGACUGAACAAACGCCAAAACAAAAGUGCUGCUAGUUAGAAAACAAGCGCCUUCAUUUCCUUCUCCAUUUCCCCCAGCCGUUAGAUUCUUUCAAAACCCAGAUUUCAACACAACGGCCAGAAUUUAGGGUUAGGGUUAAACUUUAUUUUUCGUCACAGAAGAAAUUGGGUUUAAUGCAAUUGGGAAAUUUGAGAGAUUGAUUGGCAGUGAAAAGUUGUGAGUUUGAAAAUUUUUUAUGGCUAGUGUAUAGAUAUAGGUACAGAUAAGAUGGAUGGGAUACAUGGGAAGAAUGGCAGGAUGCAUAUGGGUAAUGAUGUGCAACAGCCAAUGCAUCAUCAUGUACAUUAUGCACAUCAUCAUCAUAUCAUGAAUGGGAAUGGGAUGGUUGACGAUGAUGAUGUUCAUCACGCUCAUCAUCAUCAGCAUGAUGUUGAUGAUAAUGUUGGUGGUGGAGAAGCUGAGGGAGUAGAAGCAGGGGAUUUGCCCUCUGAUCACCCCGGGGUUCUUUCUGAUAACCAGGGCCCCGAUAAUGGUGACCAGCUUACUCUGUCUUUCCAGGGUCAAGUUUAUGUAUACGACUCCGUUCCACCCGAAAAGGUUCAAGCCGUGCUCUUAUUAUUGGGGGGGCGCGAGGUACCACCAAUCAUGCCUGCUAUCCCUAUAACUACUCAGAAUAAUAGGGGAUUACCUGGUACUCCACAACGGUUUAGUGUCCCACAGAGAUUGGCCUCACUGCUUAGAUUUCGUGAAAAGCGAAAAGAGCGGAAUUUUGACAAGAAAAUUCGCUAUACUGUCCGUAAAGAGGUAGCACUAAGGAUGCAAAGAAAUAAAGGUCAGUUUACAUCUUCGAAGCCUAAUACUGAUGAUUCUGUAUCAGCCGCCUCAAGCUGGGGCUCAAACCAGAGCUGGGGUGCAGAUGGUAAUGGAUCACAAAACCAAGAGAUUGUUUGUCGACAUUGUGGCAUCAGUGAGAAAUCUACACCAAUGAUGCGACGUGGACCUGAAGGGCCAAGGACCCUUUGCAAUGCUUGUGGACUUAUGUGGGCUAAUAAGGGAACUCUAAGGGACCUCUCUAAGGCAGCACCUCAGACUGGUCACAGUUCUUCCUUAAGCAAGAAUGGGGAGAAUGUAAAUUUUGAGGCUGACCAGGUGGUUAGGAUAGCGGAAAAUGUUAGUGGCUCAUCAUGAUGGCCAUUUUGGCUUGAGUUGAAAUGUUGAGAAAUUUAAUAGGAUCAAAGUAAGAGGAGAGUGCCCAUCUUAUCUCAUUUAGAUGAGUUCAUAAGGAAUUGUAUUUUGAUGUGAAAUUCAUGCAAUUGAAUUUAAAUUGACAUUCUGCAUGGGGUCUCUGUUGUCACCCUUGAACAGACCCCAGGCCUUCUGAAGACCUUGGUAAAUUAGGGCUAGACGGUCAAUGCCAUCUGUCCCUCCUAUUGAUGUACUUGGUUUGAAUAUAAUAAGUAUUUUGUGUAA
Theobroma umbraticum is the source of this 1572-nucleotide messenger RNA. RefSeq names its product GATA transcription factor 28. Gene Ontology annotation, biological process: regulation of DNA-templated transcription. Lineage: Eukaryota; Viridiplantae; Streptophyta; Magnoliopsida; Malvales; Malvaceae. Gene Ontology annotation, molecular function: protein binding; sequence-specific DNA binding; zinc ion binding. The record is from RefSeq and is a predicted model, not a curated record.